Larimichthys crocea (large yellow croaker) is the source of this 1388-nucleotide messenger RNA. It is a transcript of the gene katnbl1, whose product is annotated as katanin p80 subunit B-like 1. The record is from RefSeq and is a predicted model, not a curated record. Gene Ontology annotation, molecular function: microtubule binding. The transcript is spliced from 10 exons. Bases 376 to 1194 code for a protein of 272 amino acids. Lineage: Eukaryota; Metazoa; Chordata; Actinopteri; Sciaenidae. Gene Ontology annotation, cellular component: nucleolus.
GUCUGUCCAGCAGUCGUCGCUAAAACUCUCCAAACUCUUUUUCUCUCUCUCUUUUUUCCUUUAGCCAAAGAUCGAUCCCACAAUCCCCAAACACACACACCGGCGGUGUAUUCAUUUGAAUGGUUAAAAACUGUGUUAGCGAAAGCUGCACACAGGGAGGAACAGGGACAGGAGCCGCUAUCGGAGUUUAACCAGUUUUUCACGUUUGUUUGUUUUUUUCCUACGCACCCUGAGAGGACUUCAUGACACCGCACACAAUGAAUCGUUUCCCUUAUUAUGGCAGCUGGUAAGGCAUGAAGAGGUUUGCAUGUCAACCUGAAUAAAUCCCCAAAUGGCUUUCUGCGAUCCCGCCUGCACCUUUCUGCUGAAAAGAACAUGAAGCAGGUGGAUAUUAUAAAUAAGGAAGAUUUAGAUAAAGAAAGAUUUCAAGUCCAUUACGAAAUACACAGCCCGGGCAAAGUGAAGCGAUCGUCGUCUUUCAAGAGGAAGGGUUGUCCAGUGGUGGAGGUGGGCUCGAAGCUGCACCGCACAACAUCAGAUGUAGGCCGUGUCUGUGACCGCGGCAUGGCCAACAAAGAAAAUGAGCUGACGUGCUCCGAUGACGUGCGGGGCAUGCACUACAAUGACAACUGCGGGCUCCCUGUGAACUCCGCAGAGGCCUCCAAGAUGGCAGGGGCCAGCUCGAAGUACAGCGACUUUACUGAGCUAUCAAAGGACCACGAAGCGAUGACUCACGUCCUUUUCGGAAGGAAUCUACGACUAAAAGUAGCCCAAACACUAUGGCGAAGAAACGCCAGUGAAUUAGUGGCCUAUCUAAUAAGAAUUCAAGACACAGGGGUGCUGCUUGACUGCUUACCUGUCUUAACAAACGACCUUCAAACCGAAGCACCAUGUUUGUCACUUGGAUGCUGCGUUGACCUCAUGCCCCAAGUGAAAGUGAUUCUCUCCAGCAAAUACGAAGAACACAUAAUGGUGGGCUUACACUGGGUUCAAUCCGUCAUCAGGAAAUGGUGGCCAGAACUUUCUAAGAAUGAGAAAAGACUGCGGGACAGUCGUUCAGAAGACAGAAAUAUUGAAGUCAUGAAGCAGCGCCUGAAGGACCUGUGGAAAGAAGGAGCCCGGUUAUGUUUGGUUCCUGGAUCUACGGGAGAACUGGCAAAGGCCGUCGAGGCUUAUCUAGCACAGCUGCCCUGACAGUUGUCAAUGUAGCACUCUUGAGGAUGUGACCACUACUGCCGGAUCACGGCUGUGUUUUGGACCGAUAAGGAUGCCAGAGAAAAUGGACUGGUUCAUUCUGCUACUCGAACCUCUUACUGGGACUGAACUUGACAAUUCAGACAACUCCCUCGCUUAGAGCUGGAGACUCUUUAAGGAGGGCUGGGAGAGCC